CCCCGGCCCGGCCAGCCGGCUCUGCCCUGCGCCGGCCUGGGACAAGUGCCGAGCCGGCCCGCUGCCCCCAGGGCGGGGAGUGGAAAACUGCAGCGAGUGACCCGCGUUAACCAGUAACAGAGUCCGGGGCUAUAAGUGCUUAGUCCUCGCCGAGGCUGCAGCCAGCGCCGGAGCAAAGAAACCCACCCAGGUCUUGGGUCUGCCUCCGAAGCAGGAAAUGUCAUCCAUUAAGAUUGAGUGUGCUGUCAAUGAGAAUUGCAAAAUUGGAGAAUCUCCGGUCUGGGAAGAAAAGGAAAGCUCACUUAUAUAUGUGGAUAUAAGUGGUAAAAAGAUUUGCCGAUGGAAUUCAUUCACCAAGCAAGUGCAAAGUGUUUCUAUGGAUGCUCCUGUUAGCAGCGUGGCCCUUCGGAAAUCUGGGGAUUAUGUCGUUACCCUGGGAACCAGGUUUGCUGCUUUAAAAUGGAAAGACCAGUCAGUAACCACCAUUGUUCACAUUGACAAGGAUAAACCAAACAACAGAUUCAAUGAUGGGAAAGUGGACCCUGCAGGGAGAUUUUUUGCAGGUACCAUGGCUGAGGAGAUUCGACCUGCUGUGCUAGAGAGACACCAAGGUGCUCUGUAUACACUCUUCCCUGAUCAUUCUGUAGUGAAGCAUUUUGAUCAGGUGGACAUCUCUAAUGGCUUGGAUUGGUCACUGGAUCACAAGACUUUCUUUUACAUUGAUAGCCUGUCCUACUCUGUGGAUGCCUUUGAUUAUGAUCUGCAAACAGGAAAAAUUUCCAAUCGCAGGAGUAUGUACAAGCUAGAAAAGGAAGAAAGCAUCCCUGAUGGAAUGUGUAUUGAUACAGAAGGCAAACUCUGGGUAGCCUGUUACGAUGGAGGGAGAGUGAUCCGUCUAGAUCCUGAGACAGGAAAAAGAAUCCAGACUGUGAAGCUGCCUGUUGACAAGACAACUUCCUGCUGCUUUGGUGGAAAGGAUUAUUCAGAAAUGUAUGUGACUUCUGCAUGUCAAGGAAUGGAUGAUGAAUCGUUUUCACGGCAACCGCAGGCUGGUGGUAUUUUCAAGAUAACUGGACUAGGGGUGAAAGGAAUCCCACCGUAUUCAUUUGCAGGUUAAAUAUUCACUCUUCGGAACAAAGUACACAUCCAAAAGCAGGAGCAGCUUAAGCAAGAAACAUAUUAAAGAAGUACUUGAGCUGGAAUUCUGCAUCUCUUGCAUUUGAAACCACAGCUCUGUGGGUAGACUUCUGGCAGAAAUGGAUAAAUGAAGCAACUUUUGAAAUGCAUCAAAUUUUUCAAAAUUCUUUGUUUUCUUGGACUCUUGUGUAACUUUAAAUAUCUCCUGUAAUUUUCUAUAACACUAAAAUCAUUCUCAUCUUAAUAAACUUUGGAAUAUAACUUGAAAAGUGGUAUUUUUUGCCUUGUUUGCUCUACCAUCCUUUUUCUAUUUGUAGCUUAUAGUUAAGGCUAAGUUUUUGUCACAGAUAUUUUUAGUAAAAGUCAGGGACUGGUCGUUGACAAUAAACAAAAAUUCAUGGAAGCCUGUGACCUGUCCCUGACUUUCACAAAAAAUAUCCCUGACAAAAUAGGGAGGCGGAUUCAGCACCCAUUGCUGCGGUUAGUGGGAGCUCCGGGGUCCCCCGCUGCUGUGGGAACUAUGGGGUCCUCCUGCCCCCAGGCUGGGCGGCUAUGGGGUCCCCUCACUCCUGAGGUGGCUGAGCUCUCAUGGGGGUCACUCACCACAGCUGGGAGCUGCAGGAUCCCCCAGCUGCCUGCCACAGCUCAGCAGCUGCAGGCUCUGCUGGCUGCCAACUACAGCUGGGCAGCUGCAGGGAUGCCCCCACCAGUGCAGGGGCUGGGAGCUCCAGCCCGGGGGCAGAAAAUGUCACGGAGAUCAGUGGAAGUCAUGGAUCCGUGACCUCUGUGACAUAAUCGUAGCCUUACUUAUAGUGUAUUGAGUCACUGAUGAAAUUUUUUUAUUACCUUCACUUGCCUGCUAUCUCUCUCAAACAAGCUUUCAAAGCUUCACAUAAAUUAUCCACUGUGUACAUUCACAGUAAAGAAAAUAUUUGUUACUGUAAUAUAACUUAGCCAGUGAUGUUUAAUUUUAAAUAGCUUGUUUUAUAUAGUUGGUUUUCAUAGGUAACUUAGACUUUUAUUGGUUAAAUUAGUGCCUAUGAAAGGUGUCUACUAACUGCAUUACUUAACAUAGCCAUCCCUGUAACUUCAGAAUAGGAAGAGUAACUGUAGUGGGCAAUGCAAACUGGCUUGCACUAUCCAGGCAAUAUACUCCUUCACCUUGAAGAACCUGGUUUCAUACAUCUCCCAUGUCCAUCCAUCUCACUAGAGUUCACCUGUCAAA
Dermochelys coriacea (leatherback sea turtle) is the source of this 2362-nucleotide messenger RNA. It is a transcript of the gene RGN, whose product is annotated as regucalcin. The coding region runs from base 218 to 1117 and encodes 299 amino acids. Gene Ontology annotation, molecular function: enzyme regulator activity; gluconolactonase activity; calcium ion binding. The transcript is spliced from 7 exons. The record is from RefSeq and is a predicted model, not a curated record. Gene Ontology annotation, biological process: L-ascorbic acid biosynthetic process. NCBI's taxonomy places the organism in Eukaryota, Metazoa, Chordata, Testudines, Dermochelyidae.